AUCUGAAAAAGAGCAAAACCAAAAACCUUGUCGACGAGGGACAAAAUUUGACGCUAUUGCUUUCGGUGCACAGUUAAUUUCACCAUUCGUGUAGGCAACUCGAUAAAGAGCGACUUCUCAUAGUUAAUUUCAACUUCGUCCUGUUUAACGGACAUAUCACUUAGGUCAAUUACUCAUACCUUCGGUUUAUGGACUUCUGAAUCUUUGUAAGCAACUAAGUUGAGUUCUAACUUCUAAUUCUGAUAAACAUGGAGCCUUUAUGGAAGCUUGUAUUUCUCAUGGAACCAGCUCCAGUGACCUUAAUCUUAACAGCCAUUGCUGUCACUUUCGGUUCUGCUCUCCGAGCUUUAAACUAUGGUAAAGAAAUGGAAAAAAACCGUGAUCUCUCUGAAGCAUCAAUCACAUUAGACAGAUCUCAAGCACUCAUGAUUCCAGUCAUGAGCUCCUGCAGUCUCCUCAUGAUGUUCUACUUAUUCUCUUCAGUCUCACAACUCCUCACUGCUUUCACAGCAAUCGCCUCCAUAUCAUCUCUCUACUUCUGCUUCUCUCCCUACAUCUCCCAUGUCAAAUCCCAAUUCAAUCUUUCAGACCCUUUCAUCUCCCGAUGUUGCUCCAAACCCUUAACACGAAUCCAAUCCCUUCUAUUGUUCUUAUGCAUCACUACAGUUGCAGCAUGGCUUGUUUCUGGACACUGGGUGUUGAACAACAUGUUGGGGAUUUCACUUUGUGUUGCUUUUGUGAGCCAUGUUCGUUUACCCAACAUUAAAGUUUGUGCAAUGCUGCUUAUAUGCUUGUUUGUGUAUGAUAUAUUUUGGGUGUUUUAUUCAGAAUGGUUUUUUGGUGCAAAUGUUAUGGUAGCUGUAGCAACACAACAAGCUUCUAACCCUGUUCAUACUGUUGCUAAUUCUUUGAGUCUUCCUGGAUUGCAAUUAAUUACUAAAAAACUCGAGUUGCCUGUGAAGAUUGUGUUUCCAAGAAACUUAUUGGGAGGUGUUGUUCCUGGAAAUACUGCUACUGACUUCAUGAUGCUUGGUCUUGGUGAUAUGGCUAUUCCUUCUAUGCUUUUGGCAUUAGUUUUAUGUUUUGAUCAUAGAAAGGAGAAUAUAUCUUUAUCUCCUCAUAAAGGGUAUAAAUAUAUAUGGUAUGCUACUAUUGGAUAUGCAGUUGGAUUGGUAACUGCUUUAGCAGCUGGAAUUCUUACCCAUUCUCCACAACCAGCACUUUUGUAUCUGGUCCCAUCAACGCUUGGACCGGUGGUUGUAAUCUCUUGGACAAGAAAGGAGUUGAAGGAGUUGUGGGAAGGAAGCUUGCCGAAUUUGACUGAAAAAACACAUUCAACAGAAGUAUGAACAAAUCAAGCAUGUAAAUGGAGUUGGGAUAUAAGUUAAGAAUAUGAUAUUUCUGUGCUACUAGGAAAUGGCAUCUUUUUUUUUUAAAUAUUUUUACAUUUGAAUCAUUUUUCGGGUUAAAAAGGAGCUUCAAAAAGUUUAAAGUUGGUUGUUUUUGGUUAGUUUUACGUUGAUGAUGGGAUACGGUUC
Molecule: messenger RNA, 1538 nt
Organism: Lactuca virosa
Lineage: Eukaryota; Viridiplantae; Streptophyta; Magnoliopsida; Asterales; Asteraceae
Source: the annotation of a GenBank genome assembly